CAAGAGAGGGGCUAGCUGCGGGCCGGGGGUAGCGAGUCGAGGCUGCGCAGCUGAAACAUCCAUGGGUGGCUGUGUCGGGAGCCACCACGAUUCCUCAGGCAGCUUAAAUGAGAACUCAGACGGCACCGGAGUGGCUCUAGGGCGUAACCAGCCCCUGAAGCGAGAGCGGCCUAAAUGGAAGAGUGACUACCCUAUGACUGAAGGCCAGCUGCGCAGCAAGAGAGAUGAGUUCUGGGAUACGGCACCAGCAUUUGAGGGCCGGAAGGAGAUCUGGGAUGCAUUGCGGGCCGCAGCCAGCGCCUUCGAGAGCAACGACCACCUGCUGGCCCAGGCGAUCCUUGAUGGGGCCAGCAUCACACUGCCCCAUGGAGCGUUGACUGAAUGCUACGAUGAACUGGGGAACCGUUACCAGCUGCCAGUCUACUGCCUGACUCCUCCCGUCAACAUGAUCGAGGAGCGCUCCGACGAACCUGACCUCUCCGACCCAGACUCCGGGGCAGCGGACCCGUCCUCGGGCAGCACCGGCGACCCUGGCUGCGGUGGGGAGUGCCAGUUACGGCUGCGGCUCUCCACGGGCCGUGACCUCCGGCUGGCCGUCCGCUCCACGGACACGGUGGGCGUGAUGAAGCGCCGUCUUCAGGCGCAGGAGGGAGUGUCCGCCGCAACGCAGCGCUGGUUCUUCUCUGGUCGACCAUUGACGGACCGGCUUCGCCUAGACCAGCUCAACAUCUCCAGAGACUACGUAGUGCAGGUCAUCCUCAGCCAGCCACCACCACCGCUGCCGCAGCUGUCGACUCCAGGGCACACGCAGGGAGCCGCAGGGCCUGCAACUGGGGAGGGAGUGCCCCCACUGCCUCAAGAGCCCACGCCGGUGGAGAACUAGCUAGUGCCAGCCGGGAGACUGGCAUGCCAGUGGACUGGUACAACAUGAGGACAAUGACGAUGGAAGAAGGGAGGAAAGAGAGAGAUGUUUGAUUCUUUCAGCUCUGUUGAAUUUCUCUGCUCUGUUCUGUCCUCUUUCUGUUGUCUCUUCUCUUCUCUCCUGAAAUCUGUCAGUUAUUUUUUGAGGCAUGCUGAGAAGGGUAGAUGGAGGAUGCAUGGAGUGUGGGGAGGUGGCUGUCUGGUGGAGCAAAGGACUCUGGGAUCUGGACGAGAACCUUCCUCCUGGUUUCACAUGUUGACAUUUCUACCUUUUUGAAGUCUUUUUAAAACUGUUCUUGUGGAAACCAAACAACGAAAAGGAGUAGGACUGUCAGAGGGGCAACAAUUUUAAAGGGUUUUUAUAAGCGAUGGUCUUGUUCUUAUGUUUUUGUGGUGCAGUCUCCUCUCAGCUGUUUUACAGCUGGGCUGUGUUGAUGAGAUUCUAUUAAUGUGGCUACAGGGUUAUCAAUGUAUUUCUGAUUCAGCCAAUCCAUGAAAGAGGGGACAACACCAGUAGUUCAGCAGUUGAACAGCAUUUAUUCUUGCUUAUAAGAAAAUGGGUUCAUUUUUUUUUUUUUUACUUUUUCAUUUUCUACUUUGAAUAUACUCCAAGCUACCUUCCCCUGCUGUAGUGGCUUGGUAGAUAUGAAUUGAUGCUGCAGAGCAAAUGGGGAUCAAAGCCCCACCACCCAGAGAACACUUGUCAACACCGUCCCCUGUCUCCUGAAUAUUUACAUCCAAUCACAUGGGGGGGGGGGGGGGCGACUCGGCCUGUGAGCAGCCAUAAAGAAAGAAACCUGCUGUUGCCUGUUAGAAGGUGCAAGGAUUUUGCUGUGAAAUGGUUUGCAGACUGCCAAGUCAGGGGACAUAUCUGGAGUGUUGCUAAAAUGCCACCACUUAGUUAGAUACUGUGUUAUAAUCUACUUGACAGACCUAUCAGACCUGUCAUAUACUUUAACAUUAGUUAACAGCCUGAGUGUGCGUGCGUGCAUGUGUGAACGUAUGCGUUAGGUCACAUCCACACUUAAAUCACAGGGCAAAAGGUUGGAUUUCAAAGACCACGGGUGGAUAUUUUGAUGAAAUAGAAUGUUUUUAAUUAAA
Molecule: messenger RNA, 2022 nt
Organism: Lampris incognitus (smalleye Pacific opah)
Lineage: Eukaryota; Metazoa; Chordata; Actinopteri; Lampriformes; Lampridae
Gene: ubtd2
Product: ubiquitin domain containing 2
Exons: 3
Coding region: 62-883 (273 amino acids)
Molecular function (GO): protein binding
Source: RefSeq, a predicted model, not a curated record